UCUUCAGAAUGGAUUCUCAGAUUAAGCACGCCGUGGUGGUGAAAGUGAUGGGUCGUACUGGAUCCAGGGGUCAGGUGACCCAGGUACGAGUGAAGUUCACAGACUCUGAUCGUUACAUUAUGAGGAACGUUAAGGGACCAGUGAGAGAAGGUGACAUCCUCACCUUGCUCGAGUCUGAGAGAGAAGCUAGGAGACUUCGUUGAUUCGCCUUGUUCUUUGUUCCUUCUCCACUAGUAGAAACAAGAAGACAGAACUACGUCUUGCUUUAUCUCUCUUUUUUUCUGUUUUCUGUGUCUGGACUAGUGAUUAUGCCUUCGAAUUGAAUUUUGUUUUUGCUAUAAGACAUUUCAUGGAUUGAUUUAUGUU
Brassica oleracea var. oleracea is the source of this 366-nucleotide messenger RNA. Its product is annotated as 40S ribosomal protein S28-1. Gene Ontology annotation, biological process: translation; ribosomal small subunit assembly; maturation of SSU-rRNA. The coding region runs from base 9 to 203 and encodes 64 amino acids. Gene Ontology annotation, cellular component: cytosolic small ribosomal subunit; ribosome. NCBI's taxonomy places the organism in Eukaryota, Viridiplantae, Streptophyta, Magnoliopsida, Brassicales, Brassicaceae. The transcript is spliced from 2 exons. The record is from RefSeq and is a predicted model, not a curated record. Gene Ontology annotation, molecular function: structural constituent of ribosome.